CCCUCUAUGUUCACGCAUCUCGGAGAGAGAGAGUGUACGUCCAAAUUUAUCCACCCGUCACUUCGCUGUCAUAAAACCCGGAGCCUGACCCGGAUCCGAUUUCUCACAAUCUCCAUACCACCCAAAUCUCUUCUCUCUCAACUUUCUUUCUUUAGGGGGAACUGGGAAAAAUGUACUCGGCGAUUCGCUCGCUUCCUCUCGACGGCGGUGACCACCAUGGACCCCUUGACGGUACUAAUCUUCCGGGAGACGCCUGUUUGGUCUUAACCACUGACCCCAAACCCCGUCUCCGGUGGACCGCGGAGCUCCAUGAGAGGUUCGUUGACGCCGUCACGCAGCUCGGAGGUCCCGACAAAGCGACGCCCAAAACAAUCAUGAGAACAAUGGGAGUGAAAGGCCUCACCCUCUACCACCUCAAAUCACAUCUCCAGAAAUUCCGGCUAGGGAGGCAAGCUUGCAAAGAUUCAACUGACAACUCCAAGGAUGCUUCUUGUGCUGGGGAGAGUCAGGACACAGGUUCAUCUUCAUCGUCAUCACUGAGAAUGGCAGCGCAGGAGCAGAACGAGGGUUACCAAGUCACGGAAGCUCUGCGCGCUCAGAUGGAAGUCCAAAGAAGGCUGCACGAGCAAUUGGAGCAUGGGCAGGUACAGCGGAGACUCCAGCUGAGGAUAGAGGCACAAGGAAAGUACCUACAAUCGAUUCUUGAGAAAGCUUGCAAGGCCUUUGACGACCAAGCUGCUGCUUUUGUUGGGCUCGAGGCAGCUAGGGAAGAGCUCUCAGAGCUAGCCAUCAAAGUGUCCAACAGCUCUCAAGGAACAGCAGUCCCGUUCUUCGAUACAACAAAGAUGAUGAUGAUGCCAUCUGUGUCCGAGCUUGCAGUAGCAGUAGACACCAAAAACAACAUCACAACCAACUGUUCAGUUGAAAGCUCUCUGACUUCCAACACCAAUGGGAGCUCGCUUUCUGCUGCAUCGAUGAAGAAGCGGCUUCGCGGAGACGAUGUAGGCCUAGGCUAUGAAGCAGGGUGGAUUAUGCCUAGUAGUAGUACCAUUGGAUAAAGAAAGUUUAGGGACCGAAGAUAUCAACUUGGGGACGAAGGUAGAGAUAAGAUUUAACCCUUCUUUACUUGAUUUGAGAGGUGUGGGUGGGAUUGUAUUAUUGGAUACAAAACUUUUCUUCAACAUUUCAGCUUAGCCUACUUAUGUAUAUAUUUGAUGUUGAAGCUUUA
Molecule: messenger RNA, 1228 nt
Organism: Brassica oleracea var. oleracea
Lineage: Eukaryota; Viridiplantae; Streptophyta; Magnoliopsida; Brassicales; Brassicaceae
Product: myb family transcription factor APL-like
Exons: 6
Coding region: 171-1058 (295 amino acids)
Molecular function (GO): DNA binding; DNA-binding transcription factor activity
Source: RefSeq, a predicted model, not a curated record